AUGGAUGUCAACCAGCCACCUCCGGGGGCCCAUCUGGGACCUCCGCUCUGGCAAGAGGCACGCAACGCAGAAGGCCGUCCGUAUUACUACAACAGGCAGACAAAUGCCGUCCAGUGGACAAAGCCCAGGGAGCUGAUGACCCCAGCUGAGGUCGAGCUCGACAACCUCCCCUGGAAGGAAUACACGUCGGACAAAGGCAAAAAAUACUGGGCCAACAUGGAGACCAAAGAGAGCACAUGGGACAUGCCCGACGUUUACAAAGCUGCUCUCGCUCAAGUGGAGGCCCAGGCCAAGGCCCAGGUCGCUCCGGCCCCUCCAGUUGCCGCCCCCGCUUUUGUGGCAGGCGGCACCAGCUCUUACCCCACUCCCGAAGCUAGACACCGAGCUCGCGACGACCAUGGCCGAGGCCACCAUGACCGAGGCUACCACGACCGUUAUCACGACCGCGGCCACCAUGACCGAGGCCACCAUGAUCGCGGCUACAACGACCGCCGCGGAUAUGGAGCUUCGGAGACCGGCGCCAUGGUGGGUGAACCCGCAGUGGAUACUGAAGUCCCUACUUUUUCAUCGGCCGAGGAGGCUGAGGCGGCCUUCAUGAAAAUGCUCAAGCGGCACGGGGUUAAGCCUGAUUGGACAUGGGAACAGACCUUGCAGGAAAUCUGUGAAGAACCGCUCUUCUUUGCCUUGAAAAGGCCACUCGACCGCAGGAACGCAUGGGAAAAAUUCGAGGCCGACGCUCGUGCACAUGCACAGGAACGGGAACAAGAGCGGUUCACUAAGCUCCGCUCCAAUUUCGCUACGAUGCUGAAACGGCAUCCCGAGAUUCAAUACUUCAGUCGCUGGAGAACGAUCCGCCCAAUCAUUGAAGGCGAGACCGCAUUCCGAGCCACCGACAAUGAGGAUGAGAGACGUCAGCUCUUCGAGGAGUACACCUCGGAUCUCUGGAAGGCGCAUGAAGAGAAGGAAGCUUCUAUGCGCGAUGAGGGAAUGAAAGUACUGGCGAACCAACUCAAAUCGCUGGUGAAAUCACCGCCUUUUCCUGACUGGAAGGCUGUCCCUGCGUGGGCGGUUGGACAAGAACUGAUUGCAUCUGAUGAAAAGCUUCAAAAUGAUCUCAGUUUCAAAUCUCUCCACAAGUGCGAUAUCCUGACGACCUGGGAAAAUCACAUCGACACCCUGGAGCGCGAGUUCAACAAGGCUCGCCAGGAGCAUAAAGAAAGGAAGUUGAUCAAAGAAAGCGCCCAUCGCGAGGCAUUCUGUGAGCUUCUGGAGGAGUUAAGAGACCAGGGCAAGAUUCAUGCCGCCACUCAUUGGGAAGACAUUUUCCCACUCAUCGAAAAGGAUUUUAGAUUCCUUGACGUGCUGGGUCAGAAAAGGAAACCCUUGGACUUUUUCUGGGAUCUGAUCAUCGAAGAGAAUGAAAAGCUACGGGCCGAUCGGCACAAGGUGGAUGACGCGAUUCAUGUAAGUUUUCACCAUAUGGAUACUGCUAUUCUCGUUUGCCAACAAGCCGCGCAGGACACACGCUUCGAUGUGACGCCCACCACUACUUAUGAUGAGUUUAGCAGCGCGAUGGCCACUCACCCGAAGGCUUCUCAGGUUAGCCCCGAAAUCCUUGGGUACAUCUUCCAGCGUCUCCAAGAGAAGGCAGCCCGUCGGAGUGAAGAGAAGGGUGCUACUAACCAACAAGACGCCAUCGAUGCACUUCGUUACCGUCUCCGACGUCUCAACCCUCAUGUGCGCUCGACCGACACCUGGGAAAUGGUCCGGCCUCGACUGGAGCAGUACGACGAAUACAAAGCUCUUGAAUCCGAUGAGCUCCGACUGAAGGCGUUUGAGAAGUUCAUUCGACAGCAAAAAGAAACGGAGGAUGAUGCUGAGAAAGACCACGACUCGCGUCAUCGGGACCGCCACCGCCGAGACUAUGACCGCGGUGAUCGCGACUACCGUAGCGGCCGAGGUGAACGACGUGGCGGAAGGGGUGCUAGUCGCACCCCGGAACAAGACGUCUACGAGGCCGAGCGUCGAAAGGCAGAUCGCGAGCGUUCCUCCCGCAACUUCAGCGGAUCGUCUCCGCACAGUGGCCGCCGUGAUGACCGCUACAGCGACCGAGAUCGUGACCGUCGCUCUCGCCGAGGCGGAGACGAGUCUGAGCGAGAGCGUCUUUACCGCACUCGCGGCGACCCUCGUGGCAGCCGCGAUGAACUUGACUACGGUGGUGAGAGUACGGCAAGCACAGACCGACGACGUAGACGCGGUAGUGACGCGACUAGUAUUGCCAGUCGGUCUGCAAAGCGUCCUCGCCGAGAGAGUGCGGAGCCGGAGCGUGAUGAGCGCAAGGAGGAGAAGGCUGUCCACUCGGGCAGCGAAGAAGGUGAAAUCGAGGAGGAGUAG
Penicillium argentinense is the source of this 2394-nucleotide messenger RNA. RefSeq names its product snoRNA-splicing protein PRP40. NCBI's taxonomy places the organism in Eukaryota, Fungi, Ascomycota, Eurotiomycetes, Eurotiales, Aspergillaceae. Gene Ontology annotation, cellular component: U2-type prespliceosome; U1 snRNP. The transcript is spliced from 3 exons. Gene Ontology annotation, molecular function: protein binding; RNA binding. Bases 1 to 2394 code for a protein of 797 amino acids. Gene Ontology annotation, biological process: mRNA cis splicing, via spliceosome. The record is from RefSeq and is a predicted model, not a curated record.